Messenger RNA from Saimiri boliviensis boliviensis (Bolivian squirrel monkey), 6618 nucleotides. The record is from RefSeq and is a predicted model, not a curated record. NCBI's taxonomy places the organism in Eukaryota, Metazoa, Chordata, Mammalia, Primates, Cebidae.
GGGAGGCGGCCCGCGGAGUCCAGCGAAGUUUAGCGGAACAUGGCGGAAGUGCCCGGGGCACGCAGGGGCGCGGCGCCGCGGCGGCCGGAGCCCGAGGAGCUGUAGCCGCCUCCGUCGCCGCUGCUGCCGCCGCAGUCGCCGCUCCACCGCCGCGGGACGAGGUCGCCGCCAUGGCCCGCUGGAUCCCGACCAAGAGGCAGAAGUACGGGGUUGCAAUCUACAACUACAAUGCUUCUCAGGAUGUGGAGCUCUCCUUGCAGAUCGGUGACACAGUUCACAUCCUGGAGAUGUACGAGGGUUGGUACAGAGGAUACACCCUCCAAAAUAAAUCUAAAAAGGGCAUUUUCCCUGAAACGUAUAUCCAUUUGAAAGAGGCAACUGUGGAAGACCUGGGGCAGCACGAAACCGUGAUUCCUGGUGAGCUCCCCCUGGUGCAGGAGCUCACUUCCACUCUGCGAGAAUGGGCUGUCAUCUGGCGAAAGCUCUAUGUGAACAACAAGCUCACCCUCUUCCGCCAACUGCAGCAGAUGACGUACAGCCUGAUCGAGUGGCGGUCCCAGAUCCUGUCUGGGACGCUUCCCAAGGAUGAACUGGCCGAGCUCAAGAAGAAAGUCACAGCCAAAAUUGAUCAUGGGAACCGAAUGCUGGGGUUAGACCUGGUGGUGCGAGAUGACAAUGGGAACAUCCUAGACCCCGACGACACCAGCACCAUUGCCCUCUUCAAGGCCCAUGAGGUGGCCUCCAAAAGGAUUGAGGAAAAGAUCCAAGAAGAGAAGUCAAUCCUGCAGAACCUUGACUUGAGGGGCCAGUCCAUCUUCAGUACUAUCCACACUUACGGCCUCUAUGUGAACUUCAAGAACUUCGUCUGCAACAUCGGGGAAGAUGCAGAGUUGUUUAUGGCCCUCUAUGACCCAGACCAGUCCACUUUUAUCAGUGAGAACUAUCUGAUUCGUUGGGGCAGUAACGGGAUGCCCAAGGAAAUAGAGAAGCUCAAUAACCUCCAAGCAGUGUUUACUGACCUCAGCAGCAUGGACCUCAUCCGGCCCCGUGUCAGCCUCGUGUGCCAGAUUGUCCGCGUUGGCCACAUGGAGCUGAAGGAAGGCAAGAAGCACACCUGCGGACUCCGAAGACCUUUUGGAGUGGCAGUGAUGGAUAUUACUGAUAUCAUACAUGGGAAGGUGGAUGAUGAAGAAAAGCAGCAUUUUAUUCCCUUUCAGCAAAUUGCGAUGGAAACCUACAUCCGCCAGAGGCAGAUCAUCAUGUCGCCCUUGAUAACAUCACACGUGAUUGGGGAGAAUGAGCCACUCACUUCAGUCUUGAAUAAAGUGAUUGCAGCAAAGGAAGUGAAUCACAAAGGGCAAGGACUUUGGGUAUCCUUGAAGCUAUUGCCAGGUGACCUCAGACAGGUUCAGAAGAAUUUUUCACAUUUGGUUGAUAGAUCAACAGCAAUCGCCCGGAAGAUGGGCUUUCCUGAAAUCAUACUACCAGGAGAUGUUCGGAAUGACAUUUAUGUCACCCUGAUCCAUGGCGAGUUUGAUAAAGGGAAGAAGAAAACGCCAAAGAAUGUGGAGGUGACGAUGUCUGUGCACGAUGAGGAGGGCAGGCUCUUGGAGAAAGCAAUUCACCCUGGUGCUGGAUAUGAAGGCAUUUCAGAAUACAAGUCCGUAGUCUAUUACCAAGUCAAGCAGCCCUGUUGGUAUGAGACUGUCAAGGUAUCCAUUGCUAUAGAAGAGGUCACACGCUGUCAUAUAAGGUUUACUUUCCGACACAGGUCAUCUCAGGAAUCCAGAGAUAAAUCGGAACGAGCAUUUGGGGUGGCCUUCGUGAAGCUGAUGAACCCGGAUGGCACCACUCUUCAGGAUGGGAGGCACGAUCUGGUGGUUUAUAAGGGUGACAACAAGAAAAUGGAAGAUGCUAAAUUCUACCUGACCCUGCCUGGGACCAAGAUGGAGAUGGAAGAAAAAGAGCUUCAAGCAUCCAAAAACCUGGUUACCUUUACACCAAGCAAGGAUAGCACUAAAGACAGCUUUCAGAUAGCCACCCUCAUCUGCUCCACAAAGCUCACCCAGAACGUUGACCUGUUAGGCUUGUUAAAUUGGCGUUCCAACUCCCAGAACAUCAAACACAAUCUAAAGAAGUUGAUGGAGGUGGAUGGAGGAGAGAUUGUUAAGUUUUUGCAGGAUACACUAGAUGCACUUUUUAACAUAAUGAUGGAAAUGUCAGAUAAUGAAACCUAUGACUUCCUUGUGUUUGAUGCACUGGUAUUCAUUAUUUCACUGAUAGGAGACAUCAAGUUCCAGCAUUUCAAUCCUGUACUGGAAACCUAUAUUUAUAAGCACUUCAGUGCCACUUUGGCAUACGUGAAACUCUCCAAGGUACUGAAUUUCUAUGUGGCUAAUGCAGAUGACUCCAGCAAGACAGAAAUGCUUUUUGCUGCGUUGAAAGCCUUGAAGUACUUGUUUAGAUUCAUCAUCCAGUCUCGAGUGCUCUACUUGAGAUUUUAUGGCCAGAGUGAAGAUGGAGAUGAGUUUAACGAUUCAAUUCGCCAUUUAUUUCUUUCUUUCAAUACGCUGAUGGACAGGCCUCUGGAGGAAGCCGUCAAGAUCAAGGGGGCAGCUUUGAAGUACCUUCCUAGCAUAAUUAAUGACGUCAAACUUGUAUUUGAUCCUGUUGAACUCAGCGUGCUCUUCUGCAAAUUCAUCCAAAGCAUUCCUGACAACCAGCUGGUUCGGCAGAAACUGAACUGCAUGACCAAGAUAGUAGAGAGCACUCUUUUUCGACAGUCAGAGUGCAGAGAAGUGCUCCUGCCGCUGCUGACAGACCAGCUCAGCGGCCAGUUAGAUGACAACUCCAGCAAGCCUGACCUUGAGGCAAGCUCGCAGCUUCUGAGCAACAUCCUGGAAGUGCUGGACAGGAAGGAUGUGGGCGCCACUGCGACACACAUCCAGCUUAUAAUGGAACGGCUGCUGAGAAGGGUCAACCGGACAGUGAUUGGGAUGAGCCGGCAGUCUCCCCACAUCGGGAGUUUUGUGGCUUGCAUGAUUGCCAUCCUGCGGCAAAUGGAUGACAGCCACUAUGGCCACUACAUCAGCACUUUCAAAACCAGACAAGACAUCAUUGACUUCCUCAUGGAAACUUUUAUCAUGUUCAAGGACCUGAUUGGAAAGAAUGUCUACGCCAAAGAUUGGAUGGUGAUGAAUAUGACUCAAAGCAGGGUUUUUCUCCGUGCUAUAAAUCAGUUUGCUGAAGUUCUCACAAAAUGCUUCAUGGAUCAGGCAAGCUUUGAACUUCAGCUCUGGAACAAUUACUUUCAUUUGGCAGUAGCAUUUCUCACCCACGAGUCCCUUCAGCUUGAAACCUUCUCACAAGCCAAGCGCACCAAAAUUCUUAAAAAAUACGGGGACAUGAGAAAGGAAAUCGGCUUUAGAAUCCGGGACAUGUGGUAUAACCUGGGUCCCCACAAAAUUAAAUUCAUCCCAUCCAUGGUGGGUCCGAUUCUGGAGGUCACUCUGACCCCCGAAGUAGAGCUCCGGAAAGCCACAAUCCCUAUUUUCUUUGAUAUGAUGCAGUGCGAGUUCAAUUUCAGUGGAAAUGGCAAUUUCCAUAUGUUUGAGAAUGAGCUGAUCACAAAGCUGGACCAGGAAGUAGAAGGGGGCAGAGGAGACGAACAAUACAAGGUCCUUCUGGAAAAACUGCUUCUGGAACAUUGCCGAAAACACAAAUACCUCUCCGGCUCUGGGGAGGUCUUUGCCCUCCUGGUCAGCAGUCUCUUAGAGAACCUGCUGGACUACAGAACCAUCGUCAUGCAGGAUGAGAGCAAGGAGAACCGCAUGAGCUGCACCGUGAACGUGCUGAAUUUUUAUAAAGAAAAGAAGAGAGAGGACAUAUACAUACGAUAUCUAUACAAGCUUCGAGAUUUGCACCGAGACUGUGAGAACUACACAGAAGCUGCCUACACGCUUCUCUUGCACGCUGAGCUUCUGCAGUGGUCUGACAAGCCCUGUGUGCCUCAUUUGCUUCAGAGGGACAGUUACUAUGUUUAUACUCAGCAAGAGCUUAAAGAGAAGCUGUAUCAAGAAAUCAUAUCGUAUUUUGACAAAGGCAAAAUGUGGGAGAAGGCCAUCAAACUGAGCAAAGAGUUGGCUGAGACUUACGAAAGCAAAGUAUUUGACUACGAGGGCCUUGGCAACCUCCUGAAAAAAAGGGCCUCGUUUUAUGAGAACAUCAUUAAGGCAAUGAGGCCUCAGCCUGAAUACUUUGCUGUUGGAUACUAUGGACAGGGCUUUCCUUCUUUCCUACGGAAUAAAAUCUUCAUCUAUCGGGGAAAGGAAUAUGAGAGGCGAGAGGACUUCAGCCUGAGGUUGCUAACCCAGUUUCCCAAUGCGGAGAAGAUGACCAGUACCACGCCUCCUGGGGAAGACAUAAAGUCCUCUCCCAAGCAGUACAUGCAGUGCUUCACCGUAAAGCCAGUGAUGAGCUUGCCGCCCAGCUACAAGGAUAAACCAGUUCCAGAGCAGAUCUUAAACUACUACAGAGCCAAUGAAGUGCAGCAGUUCAGGUACUCCCGGCCAUUCCGGAAAGGAGAGAAGGAUCCAGACAAUGAAUUUGCUACGAUGUGGAUUGAACGGACCACAUAUACGACUGCAUAUACCUUUCCUGGGAUUCUCAAAUGGUUUGAAGUCAAACAGAUUUCAACAGAGGAGAUCAGUCCUCUGGAGAAUGCCAUCGAAACCAUGGAGCUGACCAAUGAGAGGAUCAGCAACUGUGUUCAGCAGCACGCCUGGGACCGGUCCCUCUCUGUGCAUCCCCUCUCCAUGUUGCUCAGUGGCAUCGUGGACCCGGCUGUCAUGGGGGGCUUCUCCAACUAUGAAAAGGCUUUUUUUACGGAAAAGUACUUGCAGGAACAUCCUGAAGACCAGGAGAAAGUUGAGCUGCUAAAGCAACUCAUAGCAUUACAGAUGCCCCUGCUCACAGAAGGGAUCCGCAUCCAUGGGGAGAAGCUGACAGAGCAGCUCAAGCCGCUGCACGAGCGGUUGUCUUCUUGCUUCCGAGAACUCAAGGAGAAAGUAGAAAGGCGCUAUGGGGUUAUAACACUGCCACCCAACUUGACGGAGAGGAAGCAAAGCCGCACAGGGUCUAUUGUGCUCCCCUACAUCAUGUCUUCCACUCUGCGGAGGUUGUCCAUCACCUCAGUCACUUCCUCUGUGGUUUCCACCUCUUCAAACUCAUCUGACAAUGCUCCUUCCAGACCGGGAUCUGAUGGCUCAAUCCUGGAGCCGCUUUUGGAGCGCAGGGCCUCGUCAGGUGCCAGAGCUGAAGAUCUGUCCCUCAAAGAGGAGAACAGCGAGAAUCGAAUCAGCAAGUGUAAGAGAAAAGACUGGAGUCUGAGCAAGUCCCAGGUCAUUGCAGAGAAAGCGCCAGAACCUGAUUUGAUGAGCCCAGCCAAAAAAGCACAAAGGCCAAAGAGUCUCCAGUUGGUGGAUAAUCGGCUAUCACCAUUUCACGGUUCUUCACCUCCUCAGUCAACGCCCUUGAGACCACCUCCACUCACUCCCAAAGCCACCAGGACCCUAACUCGCUCCCCCACUGCCUGUCCGAAGAGAAGCCAAAGCACCACCUCCUCCACCUCCAAAGGCUCGGAAGUCCGGCAUCCCUACUUCCGAGCCUGCAUCCCAGUAAGGGUUUUGCCCUCCCUGCAACACAGAGUGCCUUAGACAGCUGCUGCCCAAGAACUGGCCUCCAGCCAGUGUCCUCAUUCCACGGGGCUCCCUGCUGACUGCAUUUCCUGAUCCGGGAUGACGUUUACCAGCUCAAAACCAGUUAAGUUGUUCCAAAAGCUUCUCUUUGAUAGAUGUUUGAGGCCGUGUCACCUCCCUUCCAGUCCACAUGGAAUUCCUGAACAGCCACAUCCUCUGAAUUUUUCAAAGACGAGAUCGCGUUCACCAUUGUUAAAUGUCAGCCUGUACCGCAGAGACAUGGUGGUCUGCGCAAGCCUGGACGAGUUCUUCCACACUGAUGGUGGAGCAAUGCCUGUAAUCUACUGCUUGGAAGGAUUUUUUGCUUUGCCUAUGAAAAGCUGUGCUUGAGACUUAGGUAUUUUUCUCGUGCGAACACAUCCAUCCCAUCCCAUAUUGCAUCUUGGAAGAUAUGGACAUCAAAUACACUUUGGUAGCUGAAAUAAUCAUGUCUUUCUGAUGUCGACUGUGUCCCCUUUGAGGAAAAGAACAUACGUUUUUAAUGGAGAUGGGCUGCUUUCAGGUACGUGUGGCUGUCAUUAUUGAAAGAGCACGGACUCAUGUGAGCCCUGAGUUCUUGCGUCCUCCCAUCUUCAAUCUUCUUGUGGCACGGGACAGCUGCCGUCUCCCUCCCCCACCACACUCCUGACUAAUGGCCUUCUACACACUGCAGCCACUCCUUCCCCAUGGACUUCUUUGAAGCUCUUCCUUGUGCACAUGCAGUUUUUUUUUGUCCUGUUACCUCCUCUGAGCAAAAAUCACUGGCUACAAGGGACUUAGUGGUCGGAUUCAGCAGUUUCUUUUCCAGACCCCAUUUGGAUGACUCAGCAGCCCCAUCUGCUACCUGAUUUUACCCUGGAGAAUACAGUGCAAUAUCUCCCUU